AUGGCGGGUUCUACCAUCAGGCCUUUUAAGCGUCAAAAUGGCAGUUCGUCCGGUUUCGUCAAGGCUUGCAACAACACGAUCAUAACUUCAUGCUUAUAUGUUACAGUUCCAAUUGACAUUCAAUCUACCAACAACCCCAGUUUGAGUCCCAGCAGCAGUAGCAAUGGUCAUACAUUGACCAUAUCUCCUGGAAUGACACAGUAUUGGACUCCUCACUGUGAAGAUGAAAUCAAACCAGCAGUAGACAUGAUUUUUAAAACAUUGGAUGCUGGUAUUGAAUUCUACAAACAUUAUGCUGCCAAAGUCUGGUUUGACACAAGGUCUAGUUCCGUCGUUACAGCACGUGACGGGACAAAAAUUCAAAAGCAAAUCGUUUGCAACAGAGAAGGAUUUAAGAAUACAGGAGCUCAACAUUGUCCCUCGCAGUCAAGUGCAGAUGCAGGAGAAGGUCCUUCCCGUCUAAAGCGGCGAAGGGUUUCAAACAGAACUGGUUGCAGAGCUAGGAUUAUGUUUAAGUACAUUGGAGCAACUGGUUACCAAAUUACCACUUUUAUUGAAAAACAUAAUCACAACAUGUCUUCGGUUCUGGCAAGGCAGUUUCUAAAAGGAAAUAGAAACAUCUCCAGUGUUCACCAGAAGUUUAUACUCGACUGCGCUAAAGCAAAUAUUGGAGCAUCAAAAUCACACGGUUUAUACAGUAAUAUUGUGGGGGAUUACUCUGAAGUUGGAGCAACUGUAGUGGACUUUAAAAAUGUCAUAAGGGAUCUCAGAGCAUACAUAUUGGGAGCUGAUGCACAAAUACUGGUGCAUAAUCUUAUUAAGAAACAAGAGAUGUGCCCUGCAUUUGCUUUUGACUACGAGGUUGAUGAAGAUGAGCAGAUGAGCAGACUGUUUUGGGCAGAUCCAAUGUCAAAAAAGAAUUUUGCUGCAUUUGGAGAUGUUGUCUCUUUUGAUGCCACGUACUCAACAAACAGGUACGAUCUGGCAAUGGGUAUGGAACCAAGAAUAAUUGUCACCGAUCAAGAUCCAGCUAUGAAAGUGGCGAUUCCAACAGUUUUCAAGCAAGCCAGGCAUCGUUAUUGCAUGUGGCACAUCAUGUGUAAAGUUGGGGAAAAGGUGGGUCCUACGCUGAACAAGGAUGAGGAAUUCAGGAACAAACUGAACUCAAUCGUUUGGACGUCAUCUUUGGAACCUCCUGAUUUUGAGAAGCAGUGGAGAGAGCUCAUGGAAAAGUACAACUUAGUCGAACACAACUGGUUUAAAACUAUGUUUGAGGCUAGAAAGCAUUGGAUCCCAGCGUAUUUUAGAAAUGUCUUUAUGGGAGGACUACUCAGGACAACUUCUCGUUCCGAAAGUGAGAACUACACGUACAGCUGUUUUACUGGUCCCUAA
Molecule: messenger RNA, 1392 nt
Organism: Ipomoea nil (Japanese morning glory)
Lineage: Eukaryota; Viridiplantae; Streptophyta; Magnoliopsida; Solanales; Convolvulaceae
Product: protein FAR1-RELATED SEQUENCE 5-like
Exons: 4
Coding region: 1-1392 (463 amino acids)
Biological process (GO): regulation of DNA-templated transcription
Source: RefSeq, a predicted model, not a curated record